CUUGCGACUUCGGGGCGGGGAUUAUAAAUGGAGCGCAUUCCCAAUUAUCCCUCCAUCAUCUCGAUGUUCGCCAUCCCUCAUCCUCUUCCUCAACUCAGCAACGCAUACCAUCCAACAUUCACACUUGUCCUGAGCGUGCUCCCUUGUGCAUACUCGCAUCGCAACACCAACAUCUUCCCCACUCGUCAUCUCUACGAGCGCCAACAUACCCCAUCAUGUCCUCUUCCAUCCCAGGCGUGUCUCUCGGCGGAGAUGCCAAGCACAUUCGAAUCGCUCAGAUCGCCUUUGGGACGAUGCAUUUCACGUGGAAAGCCGCUCCAGAGACGUCGGGUGAUAUUCUGCAGGUGAUCAAAGCGGCGGUAGAAGCCGCAUCUCCUCACAAGCUCUUGCUCAACGGUGGAGCCUUUUACGGUCCACCCAACGACGCUUGGGCCAAUCUUCGUCUCAUCAAGAACUUUUUCGCAGAGUAUCCGCAGCUCAGAGAAAAGGUGGUGCUGAGCAUCAAGGGCGGGUUCGUCAUGGAGGAAUAUGUAGCAAAAGGUUUUGCGGGUAUCAGAACGGAUGCGAAGGAGGAUAAUGUUCGAAGAGACCUGAUCAAGAUCAAGGAAGAGCUGGGAGGCGAUGUGCCUGACAUCUACGAGCUGGCCAGGGUGGACCCGCACGUGUCGAUCGAGGAUCAGAUGAAGAACUUGUCCAAGCUAAAGGGAGAGGGCCUGUUCAAGUACAUUGGCGUAUCGGAAAUGGGCGCCGAUUCUCUUCGACGAGCGGCCAAGGUUGCGCCGGUCGCGUCGAUCGAGGACGAGUACAGCUUGUGGGAGACGGCGGUGGAGGAUAAUGGCGUGCUGAAAGCUGUGGAAGAACUAGAGAUUCCCUUGAUAGCUUACAGUCCCACUGGAAAGGGAAUGCUCAGCGGUCAGCUCAAGAGUCGAGCGGAUCUUCCAGAGGGCGAUAUCAGACUCCAUCAAGAUCGCUUCAGCGAAGAGAACUUUGCGGGCAACGUAAAGCUGGGAGAAGCGCUGGCUGAAUACGGAUCCAAGCACAAUCCUCCAGCUACAGCAGCGCAGCAAUCCCUCUCUUGGCUGAUCGCUCAAUCGCCUCAAAAACGUCUCAUUGUUCCUCUGCCCGCGACCAGCAAGUUGCAAAGGAUCAAGGAGAACUUCGAUAGCGCAAAGCCCGAAUUCGAAUUGGAUGCUCAGCAGAGCAAAGAGAUUCGAAAGUUGCUCGCCGAUAUUGGAGUCAAGGGAGAACGCUACAAUGCUCAUAUGCGAGCGACCAACCUUUGGGGCUGAACGCGCACGUUCCAAGCGGCACCAAUAAGCAGCGUUUCCGUCGACGUGACCAGCCAUUCGAUCAGAGUCUCCUCGCUCUCGACGCGGCUCUUGUAGCAUGCCGAGGUACCUGCGUCUCCUUUGAUUUCUUGAUUGUAAAUCACUUUCUCAUCAUUCGACUCGUACGAAUAACCAUCAUGAUCCUCUGCCUCGUUC
Molecule: messenger RNA, 1484 nt
Organism: Ceraceosorus guamensis
Lineage: Eukaryota; Fungi; Basidiomycota; Exobasidiomycetes; Ceraceosorales; Ceraceosoraceae
Product: Aldo/keto reductase
Exons: 3
Coding region: 216-1289 (357 amino acids)
Cellular component (GO): cytoplasm
Source: RefSeq, a predicted model, not a curated record